This is a messenger RNA of Penicillium diatomitis, 213 nucleotides long. RefSeq lists its product as uncharacterized. The transcript has a single exon. NCBI's taxonomy places the organism in Eukaryota, Fungi, Ascomycota, Eurotiomycetes, Eurotiales, Aspergillaceae. Bases 1 to 213 code for a protein of 70 amino acids. The record is from RefSeq and is a predicted model, not a curated record.
AUGUCUGGAUACGGCCGUGGACGUGGACGUGGUGGUGAUGGUGGCUACGGUGGUGGUCGCGGUGGUGGUUAUGGUGGUGGUGGUGGUUACGGUGGUGGCCGCGGUGGUGGUGGUGGCCGCGGUGGUUAUCAAGGUGGUGGUGGACGCGGCGGUGGUGGUGGUGGUCGUGGUCGUGGUGGCAGCGACGAAGAACGGUUUCCGCACUCGGGGUAA